AUGCCGACCUCGCUUCAUCCCCAGGCCAAGUUCGACCCUAUACCGCCGGAUUUAGACCUUCACGCUUUGGUCGACCGCACCCCAAAUUUCAAAUGGGUACAAAGGGUAUCUCGGACACAGAUUCGAAACCUCGGGCAGCAGGAAUUCGAAAAGCUCGUUCAGAUUCACGUUAUAGCUGGCGGGAAGCCGCUCGUCAUUGAUGGAUGGGAUUCUGUGCUGCCCACUCAGCUGUUCAGCGCUGAGUGGCUCGAGAAGACCUACGAUAAGAAGCAGGAAAAUGUUCGCGAUAUCCCUGCCUCCAGCGAUAUUCCCAUGACGAUGGGACACUAUUUACGGUCCAUGAAGCAGCUCACGAACCAGUGGACGCCACACACUUUUCGCGACGAGCGGCGGCAGAGACUCUAUCUCAAAGACAUCGACUGCCCACCCGAGUGGCACGACGCCUUGCAGAAAGCCAUCCAGCCCAGCCUCUUCUACCUCAACGAGAAUGUCACUACGUCGGGCGGAACCGAGCGCGAGGAGGAUGAUCUCUUCCGGGGCGAGACAACCGCUGCUCCGGCCGGAGAUCUCAUGUCAAGCCUCCCCGAAGAGAUGCGCGCCCAGAAUCUGAUGUGCUACAUUGGCCACGAAGGUACAUACACUCCGGCUCAUCGCGAGAUGUGUGCUUCACUCGGUCAGAACAUCAUGGUCGAGGCGUCGAGAGAUGGUGCUGGUGAGAAAGCUGGUAGCUCAAUCUGGUUCAUGACGGAGAGCAAGGACCGUGAAGUCGUCCGGGAGUACUUCCUCUCGAUGCUCGGACACGACAUUGAGAUUGAGAAGCAUUUCGCCCAGAUCAAUGCCUGGAAGAAGGCACCCUUUGAUGUCGCCGUGGUCGAGCAACGGCCCGGAGACUUCAUCCUCAUCCCUCCGCUCGCGGCCCAUCAGGUCUGGAACCGUGGAACGAGGACCAUGAAGGUUGCUUGGAAUCGUACGACCGCCGAAACCCUGGACAUGGCUCUGCACGAGGCGCUGCCGAAGGCCAGACUGGUCUGCCGGGACGAGCAGUACAAGAACAAGGCCAUUAUCUACUUCACACUUCAGAAGUACUUUCAAGAAUUGCAAGAGAUGGAGGAGAAAGCAGAGAUGGCUCAGCUGAGCUUCAUGGGCAUCGGCCACAACAUUAUCAGAAACUCGCCCCGCGCCAAGCACCUUGCCAGUGACUUCAAGAAGCUCUUCUCACUUUUCUCCGAGAUUCUCGUGGACGAAGUCUUUGCCACCAAGGAGAAAGACGUCGAAUUUCUACCGUUCGAUUCUUGCGUCACAUGUUCCUAUUGCAGGUCGAACAUCUUCAACCGGUUUCUGACCUGCAAACAUUGUGUACGGACUCUGGCGAGCGGAGACGAAGAUGCCUACGAUAUAUGCAUGGAGUGCUAUGCCAUGGGUCGGUCCUGUGCGUGCCUUUCUGGGCUGCAGUGGUGCGAACAGUGGUCCUGGUCCGACUUGAUUGACAGUUAUGAGAAUUGGCGCGCCAUGGUGAUCAUCAGCGACGGGUACGUUGACCUGCAGAACUCACCACCUCCCUUCGAGAUUGCUCGCCAAAAAUCUGGCAAGAAAUCAGUCGCCCAGAUCUGCCAAGAGGCAUUGAGGCGACGCCCUUGGAAAGACAUUACCAAGCCAGAGCGCGAAAAGACACCCAGCGACUCGGAGCAAGUGGACGACGAUGACAAGUCGAGAAAGAAGCCGAAGCGGAAGAAGAAGAAGGGUGAACUGCGUCGAUGCCACGUGUGCUGCCACAAAGACUACAGCUACAGAGUGCACCAAUGCACCAACCCUGGAUGCACCGAGGGCUACUGUUACGGCGUGCUCUACAGAGCGUUUGACAUGAUGCCACAGAAGGUGCUCGAGGAUGAGUACUGGCAGUGUCCGAAGUGUCUAGGCAUCUGCAGCUGUGGCGGCUGCCGCCGGUCUGGUAACACAAACGCCUAUACUCCAAAGAGCACCCUUCUAGGCCACGACACUCGUCCAAUUGCCGAUGACCGGAGCGUAGAAGCGCUAGUCGAUUUUCGAGUUCACAACCUGUCCUGGCUCAAGGCGGUCGGAGAAGAGGGUAGGAGCAAGGACAGCCGCAGAAUGCAGCGCCUGAGAGAGCAGGCAGACAGUGCGAAGGCGCAAGAUUUGACGCAUCAAGUCGAGGCUGGACAGGCAAUGCCGGGCGAAAGCGAAGCAGCAGACUCCGCCAACGUCGCUACCACCACUGCAACCGGUGUCAACGGCUACGGCGAUCAGAGCGAAGUGUUUGGCACAGAAGGCCCCAUGCUGGGCAGCUAUACUCAGAACGCGGAUUCCAGCCAAAUCAACGGGAUGCCAGCUGCCGUCGAUGAGUUUACUGCAGGGCCAGGGGCCUCUGACAUGGGCGACGCCGACAGGUCAUCCUACCCGGAUCCAUCGGUGCUCGUUCGUCAGCGCAUCGGAAUGGGCUAUUACGAGCAGGACGACACGCCGGACAAGAUCUUGUUCGAUCCUUAUCAGGCACCGUCUGAAGACGCCAUGAAGAUGCGAGAUUCUGAGGUGCCUGAAUUUGUGAAGAAAUCGAUUCGGGCGGCAAAGAGAAAGGCGAGGCGGGAAAACGAGGAUCCUGACUUCAUUGUUGGGCGAAGCCAUCACUCUAAGAAGCCGCGUCUCACUCAGCAGGCAGAUUUCUUGGAGAGCAUGGAUCCUGCCCUCUUUGACAGCCCCGCUGCUCCCGCUGGCAACGACCGCGAGGCCGUAGGAGACGACAGCUCACGCCCUAGUCGGCAGUCAGAGGCACCGGCAACCCGGCCGGACGAUGCUCCCCAACGACGGCAGGCAGCCCUACGUUUCGACGCAAACGAACCAGAGCUCCGGCACGCCAAGCCGUUAGCAUCAUACGUGGAAGUCGAGGAUGCUGAACUUGACGAUGCGGAGGAGGGCUCGUUGACAGCGCAAUCGCCACGAGCACCCGAGAAGCCUGCUGGCUCUUCUCGGAGCAACGCCAUUGACGCUGCCGCAGAUGACAUUCGGGGGAUAUUCGGCGCACCGACAGAGGCCACGGCCCACGGAGCCCCAGCUCCAGCGACGACACCAGGAGCGGCACCUAAGAGGCGCGGCCGGCCGCCAAAGAGGCUUGUGGUAACGGAGGCUGCAGACUGA
Molecule: messenger RNA, 3150 nt
Organism: Purpureocillium lilacinum
Lineage: Eukaryota; Fungi; Ascomycota; Sordariomycetes; Hypocreales; Ophiocordycipitaceae
Source: RefSeq, a predicted model, not a curated record